AUGGUUUUGAAUGGAUUCGAUUCCGUCAAGGCCAUUCCCAUGGGGAAUUUCACUCGCCGCCGGAAGCUCAAGUGGUUAUUUGAAUUAUCUGUGUUCUUGUUCCUCAUUUCUCGCCGCUCCACUUGGUUUUCCUUCGCCGUCCCGGUCCUCCGCCACUUUUUCCGGCAGCUCGUGGCUGUGCUCAACAGCCACAUCUUCGUCUUCAUGUUCUUUAACGUGAUGCUCUUCGUCGUCUACUCUCUCUCCGGCUUGACGGAGACCAAGCCCGCCUCGAACAGGAGYGAUGCCGCGCAUUCUCACGGAAACGCCACCGGAGAGUCGCCGGAGAGUUUGGUGGCUCCGAGUGACGAUUCCAUCGCCGAGAUAUUGGUCGUCGCCGAGAAGAAUGUUGUGACGUCGCCGGUGGACGGAGUUGCAAUCGCUGCAACUCCGGCGGCGGAGCUUCCGACGGAACAGAUGCCGUUCCCGUCACCCUCGCCGCCGCCGAUCYCUCCCGCUCCSAAUUCGACCUCCGUGACCGAGGCGGCGGAGGAGAUCAUUCCGGAGACGAAACAGUACCGGAGAACGGAAUCGGAGAGAUUUGCGGAGCGCCGGGAGGAGAACAAAUUCCGGCGAUCGAAGACGGAGAUUCGCCGGGAAUCUAGCGAAGAACCGGCGAGAUUUGUGCGAUCAGUGCACGAGAUGGACAUCGAGGAUUUUAAUCGUACGGUGGAGAGCUUCAUCGCCGAACAGAAAUUGCACAUCGGCAGGUGGAUUUCCGAUUAA
Molecule: messenger RNA, 765 nt
Organism: Momordica charantia (bitter melon)
Lineage: Eukaryota; Viridiplantae; Streptophyta; Magnoliopsida; Cucurbitales; Cucurbitaceae
Source: RefSeq, a predicted model, not a curated record